CUAUUAGUGAGGUCUGAUGGGUGUUCUAUUAGUGAGGUCUGAUAGGUGUUCUAUUAGUGAGGUCUGAUAGGUGUUCUAUUAGUGAGGUCUGAUAGGUGUUCUAUUAGUGAGGUCUGAUGGGUGUUUUAUUAGUGAGGUCUGAUAGGUGUUUGUUUUUAUUACCGAGGACUGACAGGUGUUUUAUUAGUGUGGUCUGAUCACAGGGCUCAUGUUGGUGAGGAUGUGGUCUCUGUGUGAUGGCUGCCCCCUGUGCUGAGAUCCUGUACUGUCAGUAGGUCUUUCCCCCCAGUCAUUGCUCCCCUGGCUGGGUUCAGGGUCCCCAGGAUCCCCAGCUGCCGUAUCAUGGGCUCGGAGAGCAGCUCCCUGCGGGGAUUCACCCUCCAGGACCCCCCCUGGAACCAGCCGUCCGGACUCACCAUUUACCCGGCCCUCCUGGCCGACAGCCGCCCGGCCUCCGUGUUCGUGUAUCAGCCUGAGAACCAAAGCAUGGUGGACAAGGCAGCCAAGCAUCUGAAAACCCUCCGUCACCCAUGUCUCCUGCGAUUCCUGUCAUGCACAGUGGAGGAAGAUGGCAUCUAUCUAGUGACCGAGCGGGUCCAGCCUUUAGAAAUCUUAAUCCAGAAGCUGUCUACAGACGAAAUCUGUGCUGGGGUCUAUGAUGUCUUGCAGGCUCUGGUAUUCCUUCAUGAACGGGGGAUGGUUUCUCACAACAAUGUCUGUUUAUCUUCUGUGUUUGUGAGUGAAGAUGGGCACUGGAAGCUGGGUGGCAUGGAGAUGGUCUGCAAGCUUACUGAAGUGGUACCUGAGUCAGCGGAAUUUGGAAUUAUACCAAUAUCGCUAAGUCAUGCCCGGGAUGCCUUCUCAUUUGGUCGGCUUGCUGAGAGUCUUCUGGCGCACGUAAAAGAUCAAAAUGAAGCACUCUCAAGUUUCAAGAGCACUGUUAAGAACUCCCUCCUGAAUCCAGAACCUGAACUCAGACCUGCCAUUUCCACUUUACUAUCUCAUGGCUUCUUUAGGAAUGAUUUUUUGGAAGUUGUGAAUUUCUUAGAAAGCUUAACUGUGAAGAGCGAGGACGAGAAGAGUGAAUUUUUCAAAUGUCUCUUGGAUAAAGUGUCUCCUUUGCCAGAAGAGCUGAUUUCCUCCCGACUUGUUCCGCUUCUCCUGAAUCAGCUGGUGUUUGCUGAGCCCAUGGCAGUAAAAUGCUUUUUGCCUCAUCUUCUCAGGCCAAAACGAGAUAUUAUGGGAAGAAAUCGUGAAGAUUGCCUGCUGUCCCCAGCUUUGUUCCAGACCAGAGUCAUUCCCAUGUUGAUGAAAAUGUUUGAGGUCCACGAGGAACAUGUCCGUGUUGUUCUCCUUACUCAUAUUGAUGCAUAUGGGGAGUUGUUCACUCUGAAGGAGUUGAAGGACAUCAUUCUUCCUCAGGUUCUUCUGGGCCUGAGAGACACCAGUGAUUUGUUGGUAUCUGUCACACUGCGUGGCCUUGCUGCUUUAGUGUGUCUGCUUGGCCCAGAGGUGGUGGUUGGAGGAGGAAGGGUUAAAAUCUUCAAAAGCUCUACCCCAGGGUUCACGAAAACAACAGACAUCACCCCAGAAGGUUCUCCUGUCCAUGCCGCCAAUAAUUACCGGAUGCUUUUGAACCAAGAAGUCAGGAGCAACAUUCCAACAGUACUCGAUAAAGGUCAUUUACCAGGAACGGAGCCUGUUCAUCAAAAAAUUUUGUUUAACAAAGAACUAAAAAAUAAAGAACCUUUGAAGGAAACGAGGCCUAAUUUGUCCACUCCAAGUGCCAUCUUGUCUCUUACACCAUCAUUGAAUGGAGUUACGCAGUUUCCGAAUACUUUUGGUACUCGCAUAAACCAUGGACCGAAACCCUCCGAAGAGUGGCCAGAUUGGAAUGAACCAGAUGUUAGCAGUGAGAAGCCUGGAAAGUUACAUGUGAAGUCGAUGGACAGCGAGGUUACGGAUGAUGUGGAUACAGAGCCAUGGGAUGACUUUGGCUCAUCUAGUGAAAUGGCAAAUUGUUCAAAAUCUGCACAUUUGGAUCUAGCUAAUGCCAGUGCUUCUGGUUUUGACCCUGUCCUUAGCUUGGACAAUAGCUCACAAAACUGGACAACAGACAUUACAAAACCCAUUAAAGAAACCAAGAAACUAGUUUUAACUUAUGUAAACGCUUUGCAGGAAAAAGCUCCAGAGAAGAAGUUAGGGGCUGGGCUGGGCGAGGAGUUUACGAUAAAGGUUACACGCAAAAGCAGAGAUCCCGAGCUAGACUGGUUUGCUGACAUGACUCCAGAAAUUAAAGCCUCUUCUGUUCCCUUUAAUGGGUCUACAUUUGGUGCAGAGUCCCUUUCUGAACUCGGUGACAAUGUAUCAAACAAAGUUCAGAACUUUACAGAUUCCUCUAGUUCUGAAGCUCGUGCUUUUUCUUCGAAGUUUGCUGCAACAGAAGUUACAGAAGUGGAGGCAGAGGGUUGGGGAGAAGAAAAUGACUUCAGUUGGGAAGAAGAUUCUACAAACUGAUGAACAUUUAUCUGGCCAAGAUCUUAUUCUAUUUAUUGUAUAAUUGUAUAUGAGCCACGCUGUGCAAAUCUGAAUGUAUAGGGGGUUUCUAACUUAUAACAAAUAUAGUGUUUUGCCAAGUGACUGUAAUUCUAUUGCAAAGUUUGGUGCAUUUUAAUUAAGAACUGAUUAAAAUCAUCUCAAGUCAA
Pelobates fuscus (common spadefoot toad) is the source of this 2705-nucleotide messenger RNA. It is a transcript of the gene SCYL3, whose product is annotated as SCY1 like pseudokinase 3. Gene Ontology annotation, molecular function: ATP binding; protein kinase activity. The coding region runs from base 343 to 2517 and encodes 724 amino acids. The transcript is spliced from 13 exons. Gene Ontology annotation, biological process: protein phosphorylation. NCBI's taxonomy places the organism in Eukaryota, Metazoa, Chordata, Amphibia, Anura, Pelobatidae. The record is from RefSeq and is a predicted model, not a curated record.